Molecule: messenger RNA, 345 nt
Organism: Rotaria sordida
Lineage: Eukaryota; Metazoa; Rotifera; Eurotatoria; Philodinida; Philodinidae
Source: the annotation of a GenBank genome assembly
AUGCAACGAAUGGCCACUUCACUUGAACAACGUAUGCCAAAUUGGGUUAUAGAACAUAAAUUAACAAAAGAACAAAUAAUAGCAAAUAUUAGUUCAUGGCUUACGAAACAUUGCAUAAAAAUUGCUGUUUUUUCACUUAGUAAUAAUCUUCUUUAUUCAUGGAGAGAUGCUUAUUAUAGUACAAAUAUUCCACAUAUUGAACAUGUUAUACAAGUAUUUACUCGUUUACAUCGAGAAAUAUAUUUAUUAGAUCAUCUAAUUGAUAUUCUUAUAUCUGAAUUUCAUUCAUUAUAUACAUAUAAUUAUGCUGUACUAUGGCUUAAUACAGAUUUAACGAAUCCAUGA